UGAUCUAACAAUCGCCAAUAGUCGUCGAACAAACGAUAAUUGAUUAAAAUUAAUUAAUCUGAGCGAUAAAAAUAAAGAUAUCUAGUAAAGGGGGCUAACUUAAGGGUGAUUAUUUGUUUAAUUAUUCACUACAUAGUAUACAACAAAGUAGCUUUCUCUGUCCCUAUAUCUGUCUAUCCCUAUGUAUGCUUAAAUCUUUAAAACUACGCAACGGAUUAGAUGCGGUUUUUUUUAAUAGAUAGUGGUUGAAGAGGAAGGUUUAUAUGUUUAAUAGCAUCCAUUAAAUUGUCGAGAAAUCAAUAAUAAAUUACAGUUUCCGAAGCGAAGCGAGGGCAGGUCGCUAGUUUUAAAUAAAUAAAAGACGAACAAACAAUUUUUACAUUCGAACAUUAACGAACAAACGACGAUCAAAUAAAUAAAAAUAAAAAUAAACCGAAAAUCCAAAAAAGGGAGGCCAAAUUCAGUAAGCCGAUAUUAGGUACGGUAUGUACCUAUCUCCAUUAUCUAUGCCAUAGAUUACACACUUAAUAUAUUCGAGAUAUAAUAUGAUCUAUGCAAUUAACCGUGUUGACUGAUAAAAUGAUUUUUUCAAAAAUAUCUGCUUUAAGUUCAAAUAACGCAAAAGUUAUAGUUAAUAUUUCAAUUAUUAUAUCACCAAUAGGGACGAUCAUAGCUGCAGCUGACAAUGAUUACCUGUAUAUCGUAUGUUUUGAAGAUACAAAACAAUUUGAAAAUAAAUUUAAAGUAUUGGCUAAAGAGUUAUCUUGCCGUUUUGUUCACGAAGAAAACAAAAUUUUAAACACAUUGAAAGAAGAACUGUUAUGUUAUUUCAAUGGAAAUCUAAAGAAAUUCUCUGUACCGCUGAAAACUCUUGGUUCUGACUUUCAAAAGUUUACUUCAAACACAGCCAAUGUCAACCCGUCUCACAAUACCGCAGUGUGUAUUCAAAAGUUGCAAAAAUAAGGCCCGAAAAGCAAUUUAACGGCCGGAGUAUCUUACUUUCGCUUUCCUAGCAAUCACGUGUGCAGAAUGGAUCUCGAUUGUCGCCAGAGAAACAAGAGAUGACUUUUAUAAGCCAGCUAAGAACUCCGCUUAUUGACACUGGACAUCUUUGCCUUCCGUGCUCACGGCUACUGAAAUGUGGCCGAAACAUUGUAAUAAAAAUACCACGCUUGAAACCGUUUAAACGUUGUUUUAUUAUGUGCACUGGUCGCGAAAACUUAAAAAUAUAUAUUACACAAAAACGUAACGCUAAUAAAAUAAUAAGUAAUGUAUAGAUACUAACAAACAUACAUUUCCAAAACAUAAAAAGUAAACAACUAAACUUUUACUUUAAUUCAUUAAUAAAUUAUUUUAGUGUUAAGCGCGACUCCCUUACCUCCUGUAGUAAAUAGAAAUCGGCAUUUCAAGAAGCAAAAAUAAAUAAAGCAAAACGAUGUUAGUUCUCAGAGCAAUUAAGGGAAAAGUUACUUUAUUUGUUGCACUUUAAGAUUGAUUUAACAUUAAAAGUUGUUUAAAAUAUG
Messenger RNA from Bombyx mori (domestic silkworm), 1523 nucleotides. RefSeq names its product methylated DNA-protein cysteine methyltransferase. NCBI's taxonomy places the organism in Eukaryota, Metazoa, Arthropoda, Insecta, Lepidoptera, Bombycidae. Gene Ontology annotation, biological process: DNA repair. Gene Ontology annotation, molecular function: methylated-DNA-[protein]-cysteine S-methyltransferase activity. The record is from RefSeq and is marked provisional.